Molecule: messenger RNA, 4540 nt
Organism: Nelumbo nucifera (sacred lotus)
Lineage: Eukaryota; Viridiplantae; Streptophyta; Magnoliopsida; Proteales; Nelumbonaceae
Source: RefSeq, a predicted model, not a curated record
AUGAAAUAUGGUGAUUGCGCUCAAACCUUGACCUUUGAUUUCAGUUUUUGCUUAUAGUUGUCUCUUUAAAUUUCCAAUCUCAAAAGAAACAAUCGUGUUAAUUCACAUAAAAUUAAACAAAAAUAUAGAGCUUAGGAGUUAAGAGCUGAGAUGAACAGUUGCGAUUCUAUUGUCCCGUUUGGGUCGAUAGGCUGGGGGUUUGCUUUCAAGCCAGCACCUACAGAAGCCCAGAUUCCUUGGAAUUCCUGAGUAAAUUUCUGCCGAUGCCCUUUCCAUUCCACAUUCUAGAAUCUAUAUGUACAAAUUCCUGACAAUUCCUAGGAGGAGGAGAAGAAGAAGAUUGCAGCCUACGUCCUUUCAGUUCUUAUACAAACAUUAGAUGCACACCUAAUUCGAGCGCACAAUCGAUUCCGUGCUCAAAAAAGCAACCGAAGCCUCUAAUUUUCAUCCAUAUCCAACCUCCAGAUCAAUUCAAAAUCCUUCCUUUCGUAUUCUCUCUAUUGGAUUUCGUCUUUGGGUUAUUUAGACUGUUCUGUUUGAGGGGUUUUAAGCUGGUGGAUUUUAAUUACUGGCCGGUUCUAUUGUCUGGGUUAUCUCCAAAUGGUCUAUUUCUGUAGCUCGAUUUCUUUCUGCAAGUCCUUUGAUCAUCCUACAGAUAUGGCGAUUCCUUUCUCUUCGACCGACCCGUCUAGUAACAACAGGCAUCAAUUCCAUAGGAACAGAAAGCAAAUCAAUGCUUCCAAUCCCCUGAAGAAUCAUCAACCUUGCGAUCGGUCUCGGACAGCCGCGGUGGAUGUGGUGAUCUUGAUUGCAGUUAUUGGCGCCUCUGGGUUUUUGGUGUUUCCUUAUCUCCAGCUAUUCUGCCAUGGAAUUGUUGAAAUUAUGGGGGCAACACUAUCUGUGGUGAAAUACGAGGUGUGUCGUGCUCCGAUGGUUUAUGCAUCUCUUGGACUCGGCAUAUUUUUUGCAAUAUUAGGUGCUUGGGGCAUUUCCAGAUGCGCAGGUAAGAAAUGUUGUAACCCAAAUUGUCGUGGCCUUCGCAAGGCGGCAGAAUUCGAUAUCCAGAUUGAGACCGAGGAGUGUGUGAAGAAUUCUACUUCUUCUUUAGUGAAAGAUCGCAGUAGUAGUAGUAGUAGUAGAAGUAGUAAAGGGCUUUUCGAGUUGGCUCAAGAUCACCACAGAGAAUUGGAAUCCGAGCUAAGGAAGAUGGCGCCUCCUAAUGGGCGAGCGGUUCUCGUUUUCCGGGCACGAUGCGGAUGUUCUGUUGGUAGAAUGGAAGUUCUGGGGCCGAAGAAGCUUCGAAAGAUCAAGAAAUAGGCGAAUAUGACUGGUGAUGGGUAGGCAGGAAUCGAUAUAUUAAAGCUUCAACCUUAACAAGAAUAUUGCUUGUAAGCUCAACCUCCUCUGAUCUAAGAUGGUGCUUAAAUAAGUGGAUGGCAAUAACCAUACGGGGCUUGUCUAUUAAAGGUUGUAUAAACAUCGUUUCUUCUUUAUUUCUUUAGCUUUUCAGAAUUAUUGUUCCUAGUUGAAGUUUUAUAGAAAAUUUCAUGGUCGCAAUUUGUCUUAAUUCUUGCAAUUAUAGAAUUUUUGAAUCUUCUUACUUUAUGAUUUCUAACCGAGUUCACCAAAUCUGAAAUGAUUUCAAAUCUGUAUUAAUUUAAUUUUGAUUUCUUGUUUAUUAUAUUUUUAAUCUAUGUGACUGCAACACAAAGAGAAAGAGUAAAUUAAACAAAGAAUUAACGAGAAUAUCUUAAAGACAGCUAAAAAAGUAAGACUUAACAAUAUAUAAACCAUUGUACCAAAAAUUUUAUAUAUAUAUAUAUAUAUAUAUACACCAAGUUUUACUCCUUUUACAUAGAGUUGGUACUGUUUUUCCACUAAUUCUCCCUUUUCUCUGUUUUGCUAAAGAUUUCUCAAUGAUUGUGCUUUUAUGGAGGCUCACAAAAUGCUUGAUUUCAGUGCACUUUAAUAAGUUAAGCUGUAAAACUCCUGUUUGCACCUUGCUUCACUACAAUCUGUUCUAGAACAUAUACCAAGAAGUUGAACACUCUAGAAAUCUGUACUUCAUGUUAUACGUUUGAUGCAAUCCCAGCAGAUCUUUCAGAUGUUUGUGCUUUUAAAAUAGAGUUUGUGUGGGAUGUUAUACAAGAGAAAUAAGAGGCUUAAAAUUUGGGCAACUAGAGUUUCUGAUUAUUAAGACCUAAUAUGUGGGAACUUCGAGGUUUUUUAUUGUUCUGAUGGAUUUAUUCCAUGUUAUUUAUCAUUUUCUUUGGAUCAAUCAAUGGCUUUCACAAAUCAAAUCAAGUCACUUCUAACAUGGCAUAUUUGGCUAAUAAAUAGGCAGCCUCAUUAGACUCCCUUCUAACAUGGCAUAUUUUGUGAGAUGGAAGGCUAGAGAUGAUACUUCUGCAAUCAAUGGCAAGCGUAUGGAUACGCCAAGGAGGGAAAGUGACCCAUCCAACAGAAGUUGGCAAAUAUUUUGGGAGUUGCCUUCCAUAAUAAGUGAAAUUGCCGUUCAACCAGGAAUUUCAGACCUUAAUACAUUGCUGUAGCUUCAGCCUCUAGAGGAGAUAAAUUGUCCAAGGGAAUUGAUCUGGCAAAUACUAAAGCGCCCAUAUGGUCUCUAAUGAGGAAUCCAGCACCAGAUUUGAGAGUCCAACUGCCCUGUCUACAUUUAGUUUGACCAUACCGCGAGGUGGUCUACGCCACUGUUGUUGGUGUCCAUAGUGACUAUCUUGGUGUGCAGAAUGAGUAAUGGGAAGCUGUGGAGCAGCACAAAGUGUGGUAUAAUAGGAAUUAGCUUGUAAUAAGACGGUGGCUGGGCUGAAAACCUUGUGAUUGAAGUAAUGGUCAUUUCGACACUUCCAAAUGUUCCAUAGAACUAAGGACCCAAGAUCAUAUCUUCAUUAAUUAGAUGAAGUUGAGUGAGAUCCAGUAUCAGAAAUAAUUUCUCAGGAAUUACAAAAUCAAGCAAAUUAUCAUCUUGAGUUGAAGUUUGUUGGCACUAAGGCAUUCAAGAUCCAUAUUCUUAACAAUUUCUUCCCUAAAACAGUCAAGACAAAGGACCUUUUGCAACUGGUUGAGUGUAGCUGCACAAUCAUUUCUUGCCGAAGUGGGAGAAUCUCUCUCCUACUCAAUGGUCCAUGGUAAAAUGUAUCUUUUCACCUGAAAUGGGAUGUCUUUUUUGUUUCAUGACAUCAAGGACAAGAAUACAGACUAAUAAUUCUAUUUUAUAGGCUGAUAGCCUGAUAACAUGUUUUUUUCCUUAAUGGUUGCUUUUUUUUUCCAAAUUCAAUAGAACUUCUAAGUUGUAACAUAUUGGAACUUUACUAAAUCUCAACUCAACUAAGCCUUGUCCCAACUAUAUGGGGUCAGCUAGGAAUUCUCCUAUAAAUUAUUUGUUAAAUAAUGUAGCUUGUAUAUAUUUUGGAUGUUUCCAUGCAAUGCAGUUUGAACUUUUUGUGUUGCAGUAUAAUAUCAGUUUCAUUGGUGUGUGAUAUUAGUUGAGGUAUAUCAAGCAUGUUUAGUUAUCUGAGAAUCACGGUUCCAGCUCCUCUUCUACACCUCUUCUUGCUCUUCUACUACCAUCCAGGGUAACAAAAAAAUUCUACUGACUACAUCCCAUUAAAUCCAUUGUGUGGUCGGGGAGUGCUACUCAGCUCCACUUAGAGUGCGUUGCUUGAAUGCACCUCUUUAACAUCAGGUGCACUAAAGAGCAGUCUUAACAGGGCAUAAUUGAAAGUAAAGGUUCUAAGUUCUGUCUUGGACACUUGGACAUGCAACACUUCUUGUAGCAUUUCCUGGGAUAUUCCUAGCUGAAAUCAGAACAAAACCAUCACUAGGGUUGCAACUUGGACAGGUUUGGGUUAACUGAUCCGUAAAAAUUUGAGUGGGUUCAGUUCGAGGGCCUGCCCCAAUGCUGUGUAAAAUUUUCAAAUUGGGUACCAGACUUUCAACCCUGGCCUUCACGCUUAGUACUCAAACAAGAUACACUUGAUUCAUCUCAACUCAACUAAGCCUUAUCCCAACUAUAUUGUGUUGGCUACAUUAAUCCUGUUCUGCCAUUCUGCUCUGUUCAUUUCCAUGUCCACUGUUAAACUCAAACAAGAUAUCAUGAGGAAAAAACAUCUGAACGGUGUCCACUUAAUUUCUUAGUUUUACUUUAUUUUUAACUAUUUAUAUAAUUAAGUACUCUUUAUGGCCAUAUCCCUAUGGACACCUGAAUAGUUACAAGGAAGCACCAAUAAAAGUUCCUUAUUAUUAACUCUUAUGUGUACAGAUGAAUAUAAAGAGUUAUUAAUAGUACAGAAGGGAUAUGCUAGUGACUCCACUCUGCACCACUCAAGAUCACUUUUCAUCAAAACAUUCGGGAAAAGGAAAACAGAUGGAACCUUUAUUAGUGCUUCCUUGUAAGCUGCAUAGUUGCCAAUUAUAUAAAUUGUUAAAAAUGGGUCAUUGCUUGAUGCAAUGGUAAAAUCUCGGGCUGACAGAGGACAUGGUCCAACUUUUAUAGUGGCCAUUUUCUGCCCAAAAAAAAAAA